CCUUCCUCUUCAGACUUCGCCCGGCUACCCAUCCACUGGUACUUCUUAGCUCACACACACGAGUUGCAAGUGCUUCUUGAACAAACAUGGCAGCUGCUCGUGGAGGACUCGUCCUCGGCCUUUGCACCGUCCUGAUCGUGUCCAUCACGGUCACAAACGCCGAGGCAGCGUCGGUCGUCGUCGGCUUGGCCAAGUGCGCCGACUGCACCAGGAACAACAUGAAAGCCGAGCAAGCUUUCAAGGGUCUUCAUGUGGCUAUCAAGUGCAAGAACAGCAACGACGGCGAGUACGAGAGCAAGGCCGUGGGCACGCUCGACGGUGCCGGCGCGUUCAGCGUGCCACUGGCCUCAGACCUCCAUGGAGCCGAUUGCCUCGCGCAGCUUCACAGCACGGCCAACGGGCCUUGCCCCGGGCAGGAGCCAUCCAAGAUCGUGCCACUGUCGAAGGCCGGAACCUUCGGAGUGGUCGCCGGCAAGACACACUACCCGUCGGUGGUAUGCGCAUCAGCCACCUUGUGUGAGCCCAUCAAGAAACACAUCAUCAACCAUUUUCACAAGAAAUCCGUGCCACCGAAGCCGGAACCCAAGCCACAGCCCCAGCCGGACUACCACCCCGUCCCUCCCACUCCCACCUACGGAGGACACCCCGCGCCCAUUUACCACCCUCCGGCACAGCACUAAUUAACCUCUACAGGAUGCUUCAUGGCUGGGGGUCGAAUGCGUUCAUCAUUCAGUUAUGUCAUUCGGUUGUGUCAACGAGCCUCUUUUCAGAUUACGCCAUGAGACGACCGAGUGUGGAAUUGGAAGCGCGUGCGUGCAUUGUUAGCUUUCAUCCACGAGAGUGGAGUAUAUGUAUGUAUGCGGAUUUGGUAGGGAGCGGUCGCAUGAGAAUUUGAUUUUCACAGUCAACAGUGUGGUCCGUCAGAUCUACGUCAAGAUUCGUGCAAAUACGUCCCACUUGGUAAAUAAAGAAACAACUGGCCUAGUGGUGCAGCGUUGCCAGCAAUUUGCAGAGAUCCUGGGUUCGAGUACGCGCGUUGCUGUAUUUUUAUUUUUUUUCUUCAAUUUUUCUUCUUUUGCUUGGUUUUUUGUUUCAUUAUACCUUCUAUUUUGUGUUCCUUUUUCAUAUGUAACGCUAGUUAAGACAGUAAGUUGCAUGCUAAAUUAAUAUUACACAAAAUAUAUACUUUCGCACUAAUGUAAAAUAGCAAUAUUUCACAUUUAUUUAUUUAUCUGUCCGAAUUUUGUA
Molecule: messenger RNA, 1248 nt
Organism: Brachypodium distachyon (stiff brome)
Lineage: Eukaryota; Viridiplantae; Streptophyta; Magnoliopsida; Poales; Poaceae
Product: proline-rich protein 4
Exons: 2
Coding region: 87-680 (197 amino acids)
Source: RefSeq, a predicted model, not a curated record